Molecule: messenger RNA, 1600 nt
Organism: Prosopis cineraria
Lineage: Eukaryota; Viridiplantae; Streptophyta; Magnoliopsida; Fabales; Fabaceae
Product: ABC transporter I family member 1
Exons: 2
Coding region: 245-931 (228 amino acids)
Biological process (GO): cytochrome complex assembly
Molecular function (GO): transmembrane transporter activity; ATP hydrolysis activity; ATP binding
Source: RefSeq, a predicted model, not a curated record
GUCCAGUUCUCUUAGUCGACGAACAAGCAUCCCAUACUCCGUUGGUCGCCGUCCACCGUUGUCAACGCUGUGUGGUUGUUCUCGGCCAAGCAGUGAAGAAGGUUCGAACCUAGGUCUUUUUUCUACUCCCAAAAUCCGGAUUUAUGCUGGUGGUUGAAUUGCUUAUAUGCUGGUGAAACCAGAAAGAUCACACGCAUUGAUCUGAAUCAUCAGUUGAAACCUUCAUUUUCAGUUAUUUCACUAAAUGUCUCUUAGAAAACCUCCCCUUCCACGUCUCCUCCUCAACAACGUUUCCUGCAUGAGAAAUGCCCAACAAAUUCUUCAUCAUGUGAAUGUCUCCCUUCAUGAUGGCAGUGCGCUUGUGUUAACAGGUGCAAAUGGCUCAGGUAAGACAACCUUUCUGCGUAUGUUAGCGGGAUUUUCUCGCCCUUCUGCUGGCGAAAUACUUUGGAACGGACAUGACAUUACACAAUCCGGAAUAUUUCAACAGUAUAAGCUUCAGCUCAACUGGCUUUCCCUCAAGGAUGCCAUUAAAGAGAAGUUUACAGUUCUUGACAAUGUUCAAUGGUUUGAAGUACUUGAAGGCAAGCAAGGGAGGUCAAUGCCUGGACUCGAGUUGAUGGGUCUUGGAAGGUUGGCUAGUGAGAGGCCAAGUAGACUCUCAAUGGGCCAGAGAAAAAGAUUGCAACUUGCGAGAUUGUUGGCAAUUGAUCGUCCGAUUUGGUUGCUUGAUGAGCCUUCUGUUGCAUUAGAUGAUGAAGGGGUGAAGUUACUCGAGUACAUAAUUGCAGAACACAGAAAGAAUGGUGGGAUUGUGAUUGUGGCAACCCAUUUACCAAUUAAGAUUGAAGAUGGCAUGAUCUUGAGGCUGCCUCCAAGAUUUCCUAGGAGGAUGACUCUAGUGGAUAUGCUUGAUCGUGCCGAUAUUUAGUUAUAUUCUUUUUUACUUCACAUUAACAUCAAUUAGGAAGUUCUAGAAGGAUAUAUGAAGGAGUAUAUGAUUAUUGAGAACCACAAAAUUCUGAAAUUUAAUUUAGGAAUCAUAAUCCUUUUCUGUAAUAAAAAAAAAACAUUGUGACUAAAAUACCCUUCACACUAAUUAAGCAAUUGGGCGCUAAGUGAUUCUGAAAUUCUAAGAGUUCGAGCUGUUGAAGUUUUGUUUGAGGGCAUUGUUGCCUUCAAGCAAGCGAGGGCGUUGUGUUGAUGGAUACAGUUUGGGCAUAGGUAUAUUAAAAGGCCAGUUGCAUCAUGAAGAAGUGAACUUGCUUGUUUAAAAGAGUUGCACAGAUGGGCCUGGAAUCUGGAUAAACCACCCAGCAUGGUGUGCAUUAAAAAGAGGUGCUUUUUGAAGGGUGUUUUUUUUUUUUUAUUUUGGAGGAAUAAAAGAGGACUGAAGGAGUUUUUUUUUUUUGGGUGACCAAAUUGUGUAAAUAUUUUGUACUGAAUUCGUUCUUUAUUUCUUUUUGCUGUUAGGGUUCUUAGAUUUUUGGAAACCCAGUUUGUAAUUGGCACAUAAAUGUGAGAGGGAGGCUCACAAGGAUACUUAUUUUAGCCUUUUUGUGUUUAGAAUAUUGAAACGUUGAUUCUCUCUUCUUGAAAA